GAGAUGAACACGGCUAUCAUAAUGAGACCUUUUGUUGUAUUUUUUUUUCUGCCAGCUCUAGAUUCUGGAUCUAAUUUGAAUACAUACACACUUUAUUUGUAACAUAAACGUUUUGUUCCCAGCGAACAAAAGAUCACAGCUGGCAGGCAGGUUACGUCUGAUGGAAGAGUUAGUUUCUGUCUUGUAUAAGCAAAACGUCUAGACUUAGAUCUAGAUCUAUUUCGUCCAUACGUCUAUAGCUACAAACGUGUGUAAUACAAAUAUUGGAUUCAAUACUACAAACUAUUGAGCUAUAGGAAAACAUAAACUUAAAAAAAACAGGAGUCUACAAACAAAACAAAUAAACGAGUUUCAUCUACACCAUGAUUCUUCAGUAUAUUAGGAUGCUUCUAACCCCAUGUCAAGAUUAAGAAGAUGCUUUUGCUUCUGUUGCUCGAGGAAACCAUCGCGCCCACCCAAGCUUCCCCCCUACUCAGUCUUCUACUUUCGACGACGGCCAUGGUCGAGGACGACCGGGCCUUGCAAUGAUGUCCAAAUUCUUAUUGACCAGCUCUUUCUCUCCAGCGUGGACGUCGCCACUGAGGAUCCAGUGUUGAACACCAGAAGAGCAAAACUUUUAGGCUCCCGCAAGAAGUUGCUGGAGAAGAGACUAAGGCGCAAGCUAACCAAUAGAGAAGUCAUUGAGAAAGAGAAAAAUAGGUUUGACUUCCACUGGGAUUUCAGAAGCAGACUGCACCAGUUUAGGUCAUCGGGCAUUCUCAGGGUUAUUAAGUCAGUGCAUAGUCGAGGUACGGAUUUGGACCAAAUCCUGAUGGAGUUUGAUGCAAUUGAGGAAGCCAAACUUCAGAAAAUCAAUAAGCAUUCAAAUCCAAAUACUCGAGUACCAAUGGAAGGAUUAAUUCUAAAGUUUACAAAUGUUGUGAAAGGUUAUCAGUAUCGGUGGUUUGUGCUCAAUCCAGAAUCUGGUACUCUAGAAUACUUUGAAAAAGAAGAACACAAAAAAUUAAAGCCCAGAGGUUCUAUUCAUUUAGCAGCAGCAGUUGUUUCUCCAUCGGAAGAAGAUUCUCAGACUUUUAUAAUUAGUGCUGCAAGUGGGGAACUUUUCAAAUUACGAGCUGCUGAUGCUAAAGAGAGACAACUUUGGGUGGAUCGUAUUCGAUCUACAGCAGAAUAUCACACUGCUAACAUGGCCCAGGGUCAGACUGCUUUAGUCCAGAAGUCACAGUCUUUAGCCACUGAUCAAUUGUCCAUACUGUCUGUCAGCCCUACACAGAAGGGAUCAAUUGUCACACAACAUUCAACACAUAAGGAUUCUUUCAAGAAAUCCAAAGGUUCUCAUGAAAAUUUGCAUUACAUCAAAAAAGUCAGCAGAGAUGAGACACUAACUGAAGUCAAAGACUAUUUAUUAGAAGCUGAAGAUUAUGCCAGACAUUUAGAGGACAAAAUUCUAGCACUUCCUGUUUCUGGACAUUACAUUAACUCUUUAGAUUCCGAUAUUUUAAUGCUCAAGGCAACAGCAGCAGCCACUUUACAGUGUAUACAAGAUUGUAUCAAUAUACUUUAUACUGCUGAGCUCCCAGUGAGGUCGACAGUUCAGACCUUAGAUGAGCAAGUUGUCAACAAGUCGGCCAUUUUACGUUUAAGUGGGGGAGUAAUGGAUGAUUCUGAGCCCUUACCAGAUCCUGAAGAAGAGGUUUUAGAUGAAGUUGUUGAAAAAGAUACAGAGCUUGAGGGAAUGGAGGAACAUAAAUCUGUGAUACUGCAUUUGUUGUCACAACUCAAGUUGGGCAUGGACUUGACUAAGGUAGUGCUACCAACGUUCAUAUUAGAAAAGAGAUCUCUGUUAGAAAUGUUUGCAGACUACAUGUGUCACCCAGAUUUGUUCCUCAAAAUUCCAGAAAUUACAGAGCCAGACAAGAGAAUGCUUGCUGUGCUAGAAUGGUAUUUAUCUUCAUUUCAUGUGGGAAAACAGGGCUCAGUCGCAAAGAAACCCUACAACCCAAUCAUUGGUGAGACAUUUCAUUGCUCCUGGAGACUGAGAGGUUCAGAUGAGAAGCAGCAAACAAUUAUUUAUACAGGAGAACAAGUGUCCCACCAUCCACCUAUUUCAGCCUUCUACUUUGGCAGUCCUGAUGGUAAAGUUAAAAUGAAUGCAUCCAUUUAUACCAAGUCCAAGUUCAUGGGCAUGUCUAUAGGUGUCUCCAUGAUAGGCAAAGUCAAGUUGUCCUUUGAAGAGCUGAAAGAGGAUUAUAUAUUUGGUAUGCCAAGUGCCUAUGCCAGGUCCAUUCUGUCUGUCCCAUGGAUGGAGCUUGGUGACAAAGUUACGAUUGUUUGCGAGAAGACUGGCUACCAAGCUAGCAUUGUCUUCCACACUAAGCCAUUUUAUGGAGGCAAGUUGCAUCACAUCACAGCUGAAGCUAAAAAUAUAAAAACAGGGGAAGUCAUUUGUAAAGCCCAAGGAGAGUGGAAUAAUGUGAUGGAGUUGACAUACCCUAAUGGCUCCACGAAAACGCUAGAUGUCAACUUGCUCGAUGUUCACAGGAAGUAUGUCAGGCCAGUAGAAAAACAGAAAGAGUAUGAAUCUCGUAAAUUGUGGUUGCAUGUGACCAAGGCACUGUCCUUGGGAGAUAUCAACACUGCUACAGAACAUAAGAAAAUUCUUGAAGAAAUCCAGAGAGAAGGUGAAAAACAUCGCCGUGACCUCAACAUAAAAUAUUCAGCGAAGUAUUUCAAAAAUGUGGAUGGAAUUUGGCUGUUCAAAGCUUUACCUGAUGACUUUGCCAGUGAUAUCAAAAAGUUGAGUGCAACGUAACAUGACUGCAAGUGUUCUCUGCCCCUGGAAGUAUCUCUGUCAUAUGUUGGUCUCAUCUGUUUGGUUCAUGCCCUGCUCCUACUAUGUGCCCUUUUCUUUCCUUCAUUCAAACACAGUUGAUGAGACGAGGUGGCUCAGAGAGGCUCUUCCUCUGUGAAAAGAGAUGAAUGUUUAUCCUGACUACAGUGUUUGUGUACUGUCUUGACAAGAAGUCCUACAAUUUACUUUUUCACAGCCUUAGUCAUCUAAAGGAGAUUUAUUAGUGUUUUGCCAAUUAAUAAACUGAAUAGACAGCUCAUCAUUUUUUUUCUCUUAGAAGCAGUAUAGACAUGGUUUGUGUUUUUUUUUUUGGUCUUCCAUUGAAUGUUAUUUAAAUGUUCAAACCAUACGUAGAUUCAUUACAUUCAGCUCAGAUGUAAGGUUACAUUUUCAUAGAAAUUAGGAGGGAUGUGGUUGUGGUAGAUUUUUUUUUUUUUAAAUUACACAUCAUUAACAACAUGGAAUCAAUGCUAGUUAACCAUUCCUCACCUUGGCCAUUAUAUUUUUGACUGGAUCCUGCUGCUAACAAAACUAGCGCAACUGCUGCUUGUUAUUAGUUUGAUAAACUGUAGAAUAGCACUUACUGAUGUCUGCUUGAGAACUUGUAGAAUAGCACUUACUGAUUCUAGCUUUCAUGUUUGUCCAUGCAAGUGAUUAAACAAACAUAAAUCCUUUUGUUAGUUAUUUCCCCUUAACUGAAAUGGAAUUACAGAAAGACUGGUUUGCAUGAAUGUUUUAUGUUUUUGAAACCAUAGAUUUUGACUGUUUUGACGCCAUUAUUUUAUUAUUAAUAAAAUUGACAUUGUUACUUGUUCUUGUACAUAUGUCAGUGCAGCGGAAAAAUUGACCUGUGAUAUUUAGGAACAUUUAGUUGUCAGGCUGCAAGGGAUGUAACUUAUGCUAAAUAUCAAACCAACUUUCUUUUAUCAAAAUUAUUUUGACUAUAACAAUGUAAAUAUUUUCUAGAACUCUGUCUGCAGUUUUUUUUUUAUCUGGAACUACAAUUCACUUUUCAACUGUUCAUCCCCCAAACAAAAUUCUACCAUUCAUGAAUAGUCUAUCAUUGUGUUAUUUAAGAAUUAUCUUUCAAUCCCUUUUUUUAUUUCAGUAGGAACCUUUCAAAUAAAACCUCUUAUUCUGCUUGAUUGCUGACGGCAUUUAGUCCAUACAGUUGUAGAAGUAAAGGAUAACUUUGUGUCAAAGGAUAGCACUAAAUGGUCAAGCAAAGGCCUGCCUUAUAUACUUCCCUUUCUGGCCAGAGUUAUUUCCCCUUUGUAAACAAAUAAUUUGUAAUGAGUGAACUUGGAACCAUUUCAUAAUUGCCAUAGCAUUAUCAAGUUCAGCCUGUGACACUUGGAAUAGGGCUUUCAUGUUCAGUUAUCUCAAAGAUGGCUGUGCUAAACAAAAAAAGAAAAAAAACAACAUUAAUGUUGAAACCAAAACUAAAACUCUCUGGAGUUAUUAGGCUCUGAUAUGUUGAUGCUAAGGAUUUGUGUGGAUGUUCUGGAUAUGUGUGUGUGUGUGUUGAUAUUUGUGUGAAUACGUGUUGAUAUGUGCAUGUGUGUUGACACUAACAACUGUUAACUUGAUGGAGAGAGAGAGAGUGUGUAGACUUAACAAGGUCAGAUAACUCUACGAUGUGUUAUACCAACAAUUUGAAAUGAUGCUGUUGUGUAUCACUGGUCUACUUGAACUCUUGUUGAGCUAUUUUACUGUGUGUGCGUGUCUGUCCCCAUUGCAUUUCUUUUGGAACUGAAUCAAAUAACUCUCUGUAUAUUAUGCAUAUCAUUGUGAAAGGUUUGGUUGAUAUCUGUAGACUUGAUCAUGUAGCUAGUACGUAGAUAUGAAGGUAGUCUGGUGUCAUUAUCAUCUAUAGUAUUUUUAUGACUAUAAUUAGUAUUACUACAAACUGCUCACGUGUCACACUGCAACACAUUGACAGCAGCAGAAAUGUAUUUUUACAGCUAAUACAGAAUGUAUUUUCUACAGCUA
Messenger RNA from Biomphalaria glabrata, 4843 nucleotides. Its product is annotated as oxysterol-binding protein-related protein 11-like. Gene Ontology annotation, biological process: intracellular protein transport. NCBI's taxonomy places the organism in Eukaryota, Metazoa, Mollusca, Gastropoda, Planorbidae. Gene Ontology annotation, cellular component: intracellular membrane-bounded organelle; membrane; cytosol. Bases 398 to 2812 code for a protein of 804 amino acids. The record is from RefSeq and is a predicted model, not a curated record. The transcript is spliced from 22 exons. Gene Ontology annotation, molecular function: sterol binding; small GTPase binding.